Iphiclides podalirius (scarce swallowtail) is the source of this 612-nucleotide messenger RNA. The record is from the annotation of a GenBank genome assembly. NCBI's taxonomy places the organism in Eukaryota, Metazoa, Arthropoda, Insecta, Lepidoptera, Papilionidae.
AUGGUAAUAGCUGACCCUCCUUGGUGGAACAAGUACAUUAGGAGGUUGAAAGUUGCCAAUUCAAAGUUGAGCUAUUCUAUGAUGUACAAUGAAGAAAUUUCAUUAAUACCUUUGAAGAAUCUUCUUGCUAAUAACUGCCUUGUUGCAGUAUGGUGCACAAAUUCACCAAGCAAUGUGAGUGCUGUCAAAGACUUGAUUUUUCCUAAAUGGGGAGUCGAGUAUUUGACUACAUGGUACUGGCUCAAAGUUACCACAAACUUUAAACCAAUUUGUGAGUUUGGAUCUGGUUGUAAGAAGCAGCCAUAUGAGAGAAUAAUUUUUGGGAAAGUUGGUGAUGUAAAGAAUUUUCCAAAAUCACAUUUAGUGAUAAGUGUCCCAAGUGCUUUGCAUUCACAUAAGCCACCUUUGUUGGAUGUUUUAGGACAAUACAUGGAGUCUAAAAAUCCACAAACAUUGGAACUGUUUGCAAGAUAUCUACUGCCAAAUACCACCAGCGUGGGCUUUGAGCCACUAAAAUGGCAACACAUAUCUCUUUAUGAAUCACUAGAUGAUGAUGACAUGGACAAAACAGAUGAAUCUGUAAAAAGAGCAAUAAUUGACCAUCAAGAAUUU